Molecule: messenger RNA, 963 nt
Organism: Oldenlandia corymbosa var. corymbosa
Lineage: Eukaryota; Viridiplantae; Streptophyta; Magnoliopsida; Gentianales; Rubiaceae
Source: the annotation of a GenBank genome assembly
AUGAAUCCAGUAAGAGCUAUGACGUGUGACAAGUUUUUCAUUGAUGAUAUCACAUCCUCAGAAAACAAUGGAGCUUUACUUGUACGUGUUAUGAGAGUUUGGAAACCAACUAAUAAGUUCAAUCCUGCUGAAACAACCUCCAUCGAAAUGGUUUUGGUGGAUUCCAAGGGAUCAACCAUCGAGGCACAAGCAAAGAAACAGAGCAUAUCCAAGUUUGAACCGAUGAUUCGAGAAGGACAUACAAAACUUAUUUCCAACUAUGGUGUUACUAUGAAUUACGGUUCUUGGAGAGCCAGACACAAUUGGAAAAUUCAAUUGUACAGGAGUAGACAUGUGAAGGUAGCUAAUCCUUUCGACAUUUUCCCUUAUCCCGUAUUCAACUUUGAACCUUUUGAAAAUCAAGGAGGGAAUGAGAAAAUUAAGGUACUCUUAUGGGAUGACCAUGCUCAACACGUUGUAGACUACUUGGGGCCUGAAAAUAAAACCGAUGUCGUACUCAUUGUCCAGUUUGUGAAAUAUGGAACAUGGAAUGGGCAAUUGUCCAUCACCACCUCAAAGCUUAAUGGCAAAAUCUACAUCGAUAGUGAUAUGGAUGCAAUUAGAGAUUUCAAUGAAAGAAUGGAUAAUUCAAACAACCAGGGAGAUUCCGAAAAGUCGCUCUCCCUCUUAUCGAUAAUGACAUCUUAUGGAGCUCUUGAAACUUUUAUGAAAGAUGCUGAAUUAAGGACUGUGGAUGGCAUCAACAAUAUUGGGGAGGGAACUACCUCUUCCAGCAAUGGAGAUGUCGUAGACUCUGAACUGGUUUUAGAAAUGGAGAAUAUUCCACCUGUCCAGAGCAAAGUGGUUGAUGAUGAAGAAGAUAACUCAUCCAUCAAGAAAAAGGUGGUCAGUGAUGAAGAAGAUGUUACACCAGACAACAAAGAAGUGGUCAAUGUUCCUGCAGAUAAUCCACUACUAAAAUAA